Messenger RNA from Closterium sp. Naga37s-1, 948 nucleotides. Lineage: Eukaryota; Viridiplantae; Streptophyta; Zygnematophyceae; Desmidiales; Closteriaceae. The record is from the annotation of a GenBank genome assembly.
AUGCGCGCCGAUGUAUGCAGUCUCGCCGCUGGAGAGCUGUUUGUGCAACUAUACAUGGAGGAGAUUGUGGUGCCCCUUCAGCCGAUUACAGUCGUCGGAGAGGAGGACGUGCUGAUGUUCCCCAAAGAGGAGGACGUGCGCCUGGAACUGGCACGGCUCUCUCGUGAGCGAACCUACAUGGAGCUGGACGGGUUCGUGAUGGCCUCAGUGGUCAUGAGCAUCGCAAAGGCACUGGGGUACAACGUACAUGAGCUCCGGGCCGCAUGUGCUCAUGAGCUGAGCACAUGUGGGACGCCUCUACUCAUACGGUCACCCACGGCUGAGAACUAUGCGGAGCGUCAGGCCGCACAGGAGACACUGGCAGACAUGCUGCAUGAGUCGCCAGAGCCGCUACCUCCUGCACCCGCGAUAUGGGCCCGCCAACACCAGGAGGAGACUGGCGCACACCUCAAGGCGCGCAAAGAAAGCACGGAGACGCAGAGUCCGGACACCCCUGAUGCCACACCAGAGAAGGGUCGAGUCGGAGGGAUGCGGAAGCCACGAGCUGCAGCGGCGAAAGCAAAGGCAUGUCCUGGCACCGGGGAGAAGAAGAGAGGAGGCACGAGCGAGUACACGGGAGUCUGGAAGAACACUUUAUCCAAGGUCAUGGAACAGUCCGUGGGUGAGAUGGCAGCUCUGGAGGGGUGUAUUGAGGAUGAUGUACGUCACCUCGUGCAUAAGCGGCAGUGGUAUCCGUGGAGGGAAUGGAGGAAGGCAAUGGAUGACAUAGGGGUGAAGCCAGGAACCCCAUUCGAGCUGGAGAAGAAUGGCAAGGGGAUCCCACAGACUCCCCGCCACGACACCAGUGUUGAUGCACCAGGGGAAGCGGGAGAUGCGGAGGGGGAGAGCGUAGAAGUUUCCCCUGGGGAAGGGUCGGAUGGUGAAGCGGUAGACAUGCGCACGCCCUGA